This is a messenger RNA of Acanthosepion pharaonis, 999 nucleotides long. The record is from the annotation of a GenBank genome assembly. Lineage: Eukaryota; Metazoa; Mollusca; Cephalopoda; Sepiida; Sepiidae.
AUGCUCUGUCAUACAUCUCUUAAUGUCGCAACAAAAACAAUAAAGAAAGCUUCACACCUCGGUUUCGUGGUCUUUCCUUUUUUUCUUUUCUUUUUUUUCUUUCCUUUUUUUUCUUUCCUUUUUUCUUUCCUUUUUUUUCCUUUUUUUUUUUUCCUUUUUUUCUUUCCUUUUUUCUUUCUUUUUUUCUUUCCUUUUUUUCUUUCCUUUUUUUCUUUCCUUUUGUCUUUCCUUUUUUUUCUUUCUUUUUUUCUUUCCUUUUUUUUUUUCCUUUUUUUUUCUUUUUUCUUUUUUUUUUUUCCUUUUUUUUUUCCUUUUUUUCUUUCCUUUUUUUCUUUCCUUUUUUCUUUUCUUUUUUUCUUUCUUUUUCUUUCUUUUUUCUUUCUUUUUCUUUUUUUUUUUCUUUCCUUUUUUUCUUUCCUUUUUUUCUUUCCUUUUUUUUUCCUUUUUUUUUUUUUUUUUUUUUCUUUUUUUUUUUCCUUUUUUUUUCCUUUUUUUUUCCUUUUUUUUUUUCUUUCUUUGUCUGGUUUCAUAGUCAUUUACCUUUUCUCUCUUUUGUCUCUUUUCCCGCACAGACACUUUUUUCUUUUUUGUCUUUUUCCUCUUGUUCUUCCCGCCAUAUUUCUUUUCUCUCUCUUUCUCUGUCUCUGUCUGUCUCUCUCUCUCUCUCUCUCUCUCUGUGUUUCUCCCGCUUUUUCAUUCUUCGCAUUUUUUUCUUUGUUUCUUUCUUCUUCUUUUUUUUUCACCCACUUCUUUCAUUCAUUUUUUCUUUCUCUUUCUUUUGUCUUUUUACCUUCAUCCUUUCCUAUUUUAUCCCUCUGUUCUUAUUGUCUAUCCUUCUAUCUUUCUCUCUCACUCUCCCUCUCUCUCACUCUCCCUCUCUCUCACUCUCCCUUUCUCUCUCUCUCUCUCCCUUUCUCUCUCUCUCUCUCCCUUUCUCUCUCUCUCCCUCUCUCUCUCUUUAUCUCUCUACUUCCCUCUUUGUCUUUCUUGUUCUCUUAA